AGAGUCUUAUACAGUUUCUUUUGUUAAUGAUUCGGAGAGGCACUGAAGGAUGGAAAUAACCAGCAGAAAAGCAGCAGAAUAUAAAGACAUGUCAGAGCUCAGGAUUGUGUUGGUGGGUGAAAGCAGAGCUGGGAAGAGCUCAUCAGGAAACACCAUCCCGGGAGAAAAAGUGUUUAAUGAAGAAUUAUCUGAUGAAUCUGUGACCAAUACAUGCCAGAAACACCAGCAGGAGGUGAGCGAUCAAAUCAUCUCCAUCAUCGACACUCCAGAACUUCGUUAUACGCAAAUAAAUGAAGAAGAAGUGAAGAAAGAAAUGGAGAAAUGCAUUGAGAUGUCAGCUCCAGCACUAGCUGAACAGUGUAAAGAUGGACAUCAUGUCUUCAACAACACCGAUGAAGAAAACAGAUCUCAGGUCAGUGUACUGCUGGAGAAUGAAGAAGAGUGUUGCAGUAAUGAGCUGCUGAUGGAGGAUCAGAAGAGCAUGCAUUUCUCAUCGAUGACCGGGGCUCAGAAAGCGGUGUUUGUGGGAGCAGGUCUGCUUGGAGGAGCCAUUGGAGGAGCAGGAGCUGCUGUUGGAGCAGUGGCUCACACCGUCGUGGCUUUAGCAGCCGUCCCUGUGGCUUUUAUCGCUGCAGGAGUCGCCAUCAUGGUCGAUGGAGCUGCUCUGGCUCUUAUUGAUCUACUGAAAGCAUACAUGAAGAGGAGAAAUAAAGACACCAGUACAUAAAGGACAUUAUGAGGACAGUGUUGGGGGGAUGCAUUACACAUAAUGUCCACUGAGAGCAGGCAUGAGGAGGAGAAAUGAAGAACGGUGUAAAUAAAUGAGCUAUUAGAAAAGGGACUAAGCCAAAGAAAAAUACAUGAAUGAAUGAAUGAAUGAAUGAAUGAAUGAAUGAGUACUGUAGGAUAGUGUUGGGGUAAUAUUUUAUCAGAUAAAGUGCACUGAGAGCAUGCAUGAAGAGGAGAAAUGAAGAAAAUGGCAAAUAGAGGAUAUGAGGACGGUGUUGGGGUAAUGAUUACAAAUAAGGUGCACUGCAAAAUAAUGAUAUAUAUAUA
Messenger RNA from Danio aesculapii, 1056 nucleotides. Its product is annotated as GTPase IMAP family member 4-like. NCBI's taxonomy places the organism in Eukaryota, Metazoa, Chordata, Actinopteri, Cypriniformes, Danionidae. The transcript has 2 exons. Gene Ontology annotation, molecular function: GTP binding. The coding region runs from base 50 to 727 and encodes 225 amino acids. The record is from RefSeq and is a predicted model, not a curated record.